This is a messenger RNA of Guyanagaster necrorhizus, 1892 nucleotides long. RefSeq lists its product as uncharacterized. The transcript has 7 exons. NCBI's taxonomy places the organism in Eukaryota, Fungi, Basidiomycota, Agaricomycetes, Agaricales, Physalacriaceae. Gene Ontology annotation, biological process: regulation of gene expression. The record is from RefSeq and is a predicted model, not a curated record. Bases 1 to 1650 code for a protein of 549 amino acids. Gene Ontology annotation, cellular component: nucleus.
AUGUCCGCCAGAGCCUCAGAUUCAACUUCUCCCGCAGGGAGAGUAACAUUCUACAGUUAUUUACUCGGAUCUCUUUCGACAGCUCUUUCUCUACUGCACGAGGUAGAGCAAAAGCUCAAAGUCACAGCAUCCGGGAAAUGCCACAGAAAAAACGAGGGAUUGGAUGGCCGUGCUCCUCCUACGGUGCCGCGAGGAGUCACUAGUUGCAUAUUUGGCCAGAUCGCCUCCAUCUUCGAACCCGGAGUCUCACGGACUCGCCUGUUUUCUUUGGUGGAAAUUUUUUCCGGCACCUGCACUGCCUUCUCAUUCAACAGCAAACACAGCUUGCUACAUCUAUAUCACAUCUGCCUUCGCCGUGUCUCCCUUCGUCAUCGGUUCCAUCCUAUCUUGAUCACCGUCACAAGCAUGGUUGGAGAUAUUGGCUGCAGGAUCAUCGUGCAGGAUGUAGACUGCCACCUUGGCAAUCUGGAAGACGGGGAUGACUCCAUCUCGCCGAAAAUGACCCACAAUCAGCUGGGCCUGUCCUCCCCAUUCUCCGACUCGUUUCCUCCUCUGAUGAACCCCACAUUCCCUUCUGCGGAGGAUUUGGCCCUUUAUACCCAGGGGCUUCUCCGUUCAAGACGAUCUUCAGAGACGGCGCUCACCGCCGCUCUUCCUCCUUUUGCUCAUAGAGAACGGUCCGCAUCCAUUAACAGUACAGGGGGUCACCGAAGAGUUUUUAGCUCUUCAGCCUUGUUUGCGAACAAUGAGGGUGCAUCUCUCGCGCAAUGCAACGACUUUCUUUCUCCACACCAAGACUAUCAAAGACAAGCACAACCUUCUUUACAAGUGAUCACCGACUUGUCAUAUGACACUUGCAUCCUGUCUCCGUGUUCUGCAUCCCCAGCGCUGACUCCCGCGAGCUCAUCUUCGUCAUCAUUUGGCUCACCCGAAGAAUUUCGCAAUCAACGUUCUGCUCUGUCCGACUACAGUGAUUCGAGUGUGGUUUCGCCGCCAUAUGGGUGCGAUGGGACCGAUACUGUUUAUCAAACCCCAUCCUCUCUUCUAUUUCAUCCGGAUUCUUCGCGUGGGCGUACGUUGUGGCGACCAGAUGUUUACCUUACUCCUAGUCUGAAUUCUCGUUCCCCAAGUUUGGCUAGCAUGCCAAACAUGGGCGACUUGGACCAUGAUAUCUUCCGAUCCAGAGAACCAAGCAUGGCGCGCAGUAUCCAUUCUGACAACGGGAUCGAUUUUCUGACGCUGAAGCAGCUUGAUCUCAAUCCGGUCGAUGUCUCUCCUGCACUCGUCGCUACGUCAGAGAUAUUUGGCACGGAGCAGGAGACCAGUCACACUGCAACAGACCCUUCAUCGGCAUCGUUAACGUCAUAUCGAGAACAGGUUGCAUCUGACGCUGUGACACGGGCCAGUCAGAGCCGUCGGACUAAUGCAGCAAACUAUGUGUGUGAACAGUGUAAACAGACGUUUACGGCCAAGCAUAACUUGCACAACCACCUCAAUUCUCAUUAUGGAGUCCGGAAUUUUCAGUGUCCUAUACCCGGUUGCAAUAAAGCAUUCGGGACGAGCCACGUUCGACGUCGUCAUUUGGUCAAAUGUCAUUCCGGAAGCAUUGAAGCUAAGAGGCGUAAACCGUGUAAACGACGCCUUUCAUGACGAUAUCCCCAUCUUGCCUUUACGCGUCCUUAACCAUCAGUCCUGUAUUAUUUCUACUUUUUCCCUGCUAGAUGUGCUUUGUUAGACUUGCUGUGACGUCCGCAUACUAAACGAUCAUAAUCCUCAAGUAUCUUUGUAGCUGAUCUUUGUAUUACUUAUUGUUUUUUUUUUUUUUCGUUUUCACUCGCUACCUGUCAUUUGAAUAAUCUUGAAUGCAUUGUGCAUGCAGGCGUGCCUCAAGA